UGGAUCUCGGGGUGAGAGUUGACUGGAACAUGUGGUUAGACAUGGCUGCGCCCUGCUGGCAUUGAGGACCGUGACUGUUGAACACGGGAUGGAAUAGUUUAGCGCUUUUUUGAAAGCUGUUUCGUGGAUCAACAUGACAGACAACGGGGUGUUUGAGAAAGAGUCAGGCCAAGGCCAGACAGUAUCCAGGGCGAUGAUUAUUGAAAUAAUGAAUAAGAAGUUUGAAAAGCUCCCUGAUAUCGACAAAAAACUCUUUUCAUACGGUCACAUAUAUUUGGCUGGCAACGCUGGGUUUGCUGGCUUGAUUGCCAACAGCUUUUUCAGACGUGUACUCAAUGUCACCCAAGGACGAUUUACUUCCAGCCUCCCCAUGGCUGUUCUUCCCUUUCUGACAACUGCAGCAUUUUACACUGCGACUGUAACAAACCCUUUAAUGUCAGGUGACCUGAACUGCCCUACCUGUACCCUGAUAAGAGGGGCUUUGGUUGGUGUAGUUGGUGGUGGCAUAUAUCCCAUUUUGUUGGCCUUACCUGUCAACGCUGGUCUUGCAGCCAGAUAUAACAGUGCACCAAUGCCAGAGAAGGGGAACAUGAUACGCUUCUGGACAAAUGUCAGCAAACCCAUUGUAAGGAAGAUGUAUGUUGUUUUGCUGCUGCAGGGUUUGUUUGGAACCUACUUGAGCUCUAAGCACUUUGACAUCUACCUAAAAAUGCUGAAAAUAACAGAUUCUGACAGCGAAGAGCUUCGUGGUUAGCAGUUAUUGUUAUUUAUAUUGAUGAUACUGUAAAUCUUUUUGUUAAAAUAAGUGAAACACGCUUGCCCAGUGCCAUAACCCAUUUGUCCUUGGUUUUGAUGUCUGAUCAAUAAAUUACAUUCACUAUACCUUUGUACACUCUGCCCAAAAAUUGAAAAGGGAGAAAUCUACUGAAAGUUCCAAAAAAUAACCUAAAUCACAAAUUGAGGCACUUGAAAGAAUUUAAUGUAAUUUCUUAUACCUCUGAAGUCUUAGAAGUCUGAAUAAAGUAAACUACCUGGCAGUUAUUUUUCUACAGAUGCUAGAGCUUUGCCUAAACAACCAUUUGGUUUGUGCAUGAAAGGAAAAUAAAGUGGAUAAAAAGUGGUGCAAACACAACUUUUGCUAAUGUGUAACUUAUAAAAUUAUCAAAUGGAGAACAUGUGGAUCAAUAAUCAGUUUAGCUACUAAUAACAAAAACAAUGCACUGGGAAACAAGCUUAUGGACCUUAAUUACAAUGUGCAUUUGAUGCCACAGAGAUCUUUUAAUACGAGCGAACUUCCUGAAAACAGUUCUGAAAUGUAAACAGAAAUAUCAGCAUUGGCUUAUAAAAUCAUAACUCAAUUAAUUCAUAGUGUUCCAGAAGAUCUAGAUUAAUAUUGUCAUUUGAAUUUUUCAGUAACAUUUAAUUUUACAGCAUGUAGCUUUAUCUCAUUGAAAUCAUCUUGCAAGCUGUUAUCAAGCUACUAUCAAAAAGUGUUUCUAUAUCUGAUGCAAAAGUGUUGGAACAGAUUCAUUAUGAUGUUUGUUCUAUACACUCUGACAGCAGUAUGAAGUACCACAAAUAAAAAUAAAUAAAAAAUCAACUGCAGUUAUACAUUUCAGAACUGCUUGGGUUGACCUGCAACACUACAGAGCGUUAGACAUGAUCAAUGGCCCAAACAGAAUAACUGUGCAUUCGGUUUUUUUUUUUUGUUUGUGUUGUCAGUGUUACCACAGCCCUUAAGGAAUUUUGCAGUAUACACUUCUAUAUAAAAGGGAGAAACCA
Molecule: messenger RNA, 1782 nt
Organism: Onychostoma macrolepis
Lineage: Eukaryota; Metazoa; Chordata; Actinopteri; Cypriniformes; Cyprinidae
Gene: tmem126a
Product: transmembrane protein 126A
Exons: 5
Coding region: 134-754 (206 amino acids)
Biological process (GO): mitochondrial respiratory chain complex I assembly
Cellular component (GO): mitochondrion
Source: RefSeq, a predicted model, not a curated record